This is a messenger RNA of Fonticula alba, 1002 nucleotides long. RefSeq lists its product as hypothetical. Gene Ontology annotation, cellular component: intracellular membrane-bounded organelle. Bases 56 to 646 code for a protein of 196 amino acids. The transcript is spliced from 4 exons. NCBI's taxonomy places the organism in Eukaryota, Rotosphaerida, Fonticulaceae. The record is from RefSeq and is a predicted model, not a curated record. Gene Ontology annotation, biological process: vacuolar protein processing.
CAUCCUGGUCCUCCCUCCUGAUUCUCGCCUUGCCCCCUUCCAGAUAGCUCCUGCCAUGGCCGGACAAGCUGAGAAGAAGCGCGCCGCGUCCAACGAGGCGCGCCUCCAACUCCUGAUGAUCGGCUCGGCCGUCUCCUGCGCUCUUCACCUGGUCUUGGCCCUGGUGCUGGGCUCCUACGACCGGUGGCUCUCCUCGCUGGCGCUGCUCAUCGCCGGGGGGACGGUGUUUUACCUGCGCCGCCUCGGGGCGGCCACCUACGGCCCGGUGCCCGGGCAUGUGGUGCAGAUGGCCCAGCGCGCGGGCAACCCGGUCCCCACCCGGGGCCCGCUGGUGUCGGUCGGCGCCGACCUGACCAUCGGCGUGGCCAACCUCAUCGGCGACUCGGCCAUCCUCUGCUGGGUGCCGCUGGUCCUGCGCCCGAUUCUCGGCCGCUGGAUGUGGUACUUCCUGUUGACGAUCCCCGGCCUCUGGGCAUACUCCACCUACGCCAACCUCUCGACCGGCCCGAUGGGAAGCAUGCUCAGCAUGCUUCUUGGGGGAAUCUUUGGCCGGGGUGCCGGCUCGGCUGAGCAGGACGCCCUGGGCGCCGGCGAUGAGGCCCCCGGCCCCAAGCAGAAGCAGAAGCGCAAGGUCAUCCGUGCUUGAGUGUGCGUGUGUGCGUGUGAGAGAGAGAGGGGCGUGUGGGCGGGCGGGCAUGUCCGCGGGCCUGUUUUUCCUCGAGCCUUCGACCUUUCAACACUGCUCAUGCCCUGCCGAGAUCCUUCUUGCUGUGUUUCCCCCUUGCGCCUCCUUUGCUCGGCUUCUCCCCGGCUCUCGGAAAUACACAUAGUCUGCCUCCCCUUGCUGUGGUCUUGCGCUCGCCGCGGUCCCUUGCCCCGCGAAGGAAAGACAGGGAGCCCGAGACGCAUGCCAAUGUAUCAUGUCAGGCCUUCUGCCCGGAUCCUCGCCCCCCUCUUCGGCCACCGGGAAAUCAUCCGUCUAACAUUGUGUGUAUGGCGCGC